AUGGGCUCAGAGCAGAUGGAGAUGCGCAAACGGCAGACGUCGGUACCCCAGGAGCUGCAGGGCUCUGCCCCAGGCCAGCCCGGAGUGGGGAACAAAGCCCCCAAUGCCUGUUGCUUCUGCUGGUGCUGCUGUUGUAGCUGUUCAUGUCUUGCGGUUCGGAAUCAAGAUGAGGAACGGGCCAGGAGAGCUUCCCAAGAGGUCCAAGGAGAGGGCCUGCCCAUCUGUGAAGAAAGCUUGACUCCUACUCUUGAACAAGUGAAUACCUGGGCUCAGUCAUUCGACAAUCUGAUGAUGACUCCAGCUGGAAGAAAUACGUUCCGAGAAUUCCUCCGCUCCGAAUUCAGUGAAGAGAAUAUGCAAUUCUGGAUGGCCUGUGAAGAACUGAAGCAGGAGGCCAGCAAAAACAAGGUCGAAGAGAAAGCCAAGCUAAUUUACGACGAUUACAUUUCCAGCCUUUCUCCUAGAGAGGUCAGCUUGGACUCCCGUGUAAGAGAGGUGAUCAACGAGAACAUGCAGGAACCAUCACAACACAUUUUUGACGAUGCCCAACUUCAGAUUUACACCCUGAUGCACAGAGACUCGUACCCUCGGUUCAUGAACUCUGCUAUCUACAAGGACUUGCUUCGGUCCUUAUCUGAAGCAUAAGAUUUUCCCAACGUAUUUACUGGGGGAAAAGACAAAAAAAAAAAACCCAAACUGAACAAAACGGAACACUGUGGCGGACCACGUCUAAGUCGGAGCGUCUAGCGCUACCCGAACCGCCACGUGAAAGUAAUACUCAGGCACACUGUCGUACGGGACGGCGAUUCCAUCGGCAGCCGUGGAUCACCUCGGGUGACGUUUGAGCCGAAGAUGUGGGAAAAUGAUCAGGCGUUCUACUAAGAUAGUCAUUUUAUUUUUACAGUGGUAGCAGCAUGUUAUCAGAGGUAAGAGUAUCCUAGUGAAGACUGCCGAUGUGUUCUGUAUGACCUUUGAAGGCUAGGGGAAUAUUCUUGGCUCUUCUUUUGCAUGAGUUAUGACUGUGUCUUUGCUCCUAAGCGGAACGGUUAAUCAAUGUCUAUCUCCCUACCCUCCUCACAUUCAUUCAUUCAAUCGUAUUUAU
This is a messenger RNA of Tachyglossus aculeatus (Australian echidna), 1102 nucleotides long. It is a transcript of the gene RGS20, whose product is annotated as regulator of G protein signaling 20. Lineage: Eukaryota; Metazoa; Chordata; Mammalia; Monotremata; Tachyglossidae. The transcript is spliced from 4 exons. Bases 1 to 645 code for a protein of 214 amino acids. The record is from RefSeq and is a predicted model, not a curated record.